Amborella trichopoda is the source of this 719-nucleotide messenger RNA. The record is from RefSeq and is a predicted model, not a curated record. Lineage: Eukaryota; Viridiplantae; Streptophyta; Magnoliopsida; Amborellales; Amborellaceae.
AGAGAGAGAGAGAGUAUAAUGGAAGCUUGGCAUAGGCUAGUGAAACAACAGGAACUUCAGGGGUGGGUGUGGGGGAGCAAAAGCCUGAUGUGGGUUUGCAUGGGGGUGGCACUGAUAUGCCUUUGCACCACCACAAAGAGGAGGGUGGUGGCAACAAACAGUAGAGAAGAAAUAGAAGAGAAAAUGGAGGGGGGACGAGCAUUUGGAUGGGGGAUGCUAAAAAGGGUGUUGUUUAGGUGGGGUGGCAGUAGAGGAAGAGGGGGGCCGCAGGCACAACCUCCCCUUCUCGAGAAAGGUGGUGAGCUUCAACAGAAGGUUGGCAACACAAUCUCGCCUGUAUGGCAGCGACCCAUUUUGAUGGGGGAGAAGUGUGAGCUUCCGACAUUUAGUGGACUCAUCCUCUACGAUGAGCGCGGCUUCCCCCUCCCACACUACAAAGAGACCAUCGGCCAAGAGAAACCUGCUGGUGCGACGACAUUGAGGGACCUUCUGUAAAUAACCCUUGAUCUCUUGAUGGCAUGAUCAGCAAUCGGACUUCGGACUAUCAGGCUUUUAAGGAUUCUCUUCUUCUUUGUCCUUUUGAGUGUAAUGCCGUCGAGCAACUAUUAGAUUUUAACUAAAUGGUUUCCUACUAUUGGAGCAGUUCUAAAACAUUAUUUGAACAUUUUGAUGCACUUUAGUGCAUCAGACAUCACAGCAUGAUGAGAACACUUGAUAUC